AUGCUUUCACAAAAUCAGCUACAUACUGGCAUUGCACCCAUGGCAUUCACAUUGCCAGGUGUUGCAAUAUUUCCCAGUGAUGAAGAGGCAGGCUGUCAGGCAUCAGGGCUGUUUGCCAGCUCUGACAUGGUCAAAGCCCUUAUCAAUUCACACCAACUUGAUAUUAAGCAUUGGUUAGAUGAGCUCACCACAAUCCUUAAGUACAAAGACUUGGAAGCUGCGCAUGCUGAAGGCAAGACUUUCAGCUUACUCCCUGCCUCUUCCACUGCUCCAAAUGGUAGCCUUUUGUGCAACGGCAAGCCUGCCAGGGAUAGGAAUAGAAAGGUCGCGCCCAUGAUGAUUAGUGAGAUGUUUGCUGAGGCCGGUCAUCCACUCAAAACCUCCAAUAGCAGGUGGCUGACCAUGUUGGACAUCCUGUAUACCGAGAAGCUUUGCAUUCACGACUGGCCCACUGGUGUUCCCCUGCCUGGCCCAGAUUUUGAUCUAAAGGCUCUAUCUGCAAGUCAACUACAUGCUUUGGUAGCUCUCAAGGUGGAGGCAGCAAAGGCAAAGAAGCGCAAAGGCAAGUCCAAGAAGUUGGGUGACAAAGGAAGGAAGAAGGGGGCAGUGGUGGAGGAGCCAAGUGUCAUCUUGCAUAUCAGCAGAUGGCCUGAAAGUGAUAUCCUUACUGUUGAGACACAGGCCACAAGCAUGUGCCUCAUCCCACUUGUCAUCGACACUAACAGCAAAGUUGUUCGCUCCCUCCAAGACUCAGAGAAGUUCAUCAAGGAUCUUCUGCAAGACAACACCCAAGAUGACACUCCUAGACACCGCACCAAACAGGUAAUCAAAAAACCUGCAGUGUCUAAUCUAACAGCUUCGCGCUCCAAUCAGGAAGCUUUGCACUCAACUAUGGGAGCUUUGCACUCAACUAUGAGAGCUUCAUGCUCCAAUCAGGAAGCUUCACACUUCAACCUUGAAGCUUCGCGCUCUCAUCGCCAUACUAACCGAGCCAUCUAUGAUAAUUUCCCGCCUUCAUCACCACCAACACCAUCUUCCCAGUUUUCGUCUCCCCCUCCUAUUUCACAUGCAUCAACUCCUAUGUCAACCCUGGGUUAUCUGCACAUCGGGGACGCGAUAUAUCCCUCUCACUCUCAAUAUGAGCAUUCACAUGAUGGACCACAUUGA
Suillus subaureus is the source of this 1167-nucleotide messenger RNA. RefSeq lists its product as uncharacterized. Bases 1 to 1167 code for a protein of 388 amino acids. Lineage: Eukaryota; Fungi; Basidiomycota; Agaricomycetes; Boletales; Suillaceae. The transcript is spliced from 6 exons. The record is from RefSeq and is a predicted model, not a curated record.